CCUGUACUUUCGUUUCAAAAUCGAAACUAACGUUUUCAUAUUUGAAGGAUCAAAAGGUUCACAAAUGUCUGAGUCCUGGCAACACGCUGAAUCGUUCGCUGUCACGAACACGUAUAUGCUAGAUGCUGAAGUGCUCUGUGACGUCACAAUCCUGGCUGGGAAGGACGAACAGGAAGUGAAGUGUCACAGGUUCAUGUUAGCCAGUCGCUCCCCGGUAUUCUACACGAUGUUCUGUGGUUCACUUCCGGAAACCGGUGUCGUCCAGGUGCCGGAUGUGGAAGCAAGCGUCUUUAGGCAGGUCGUCAGGUUUGUAUACAGUGGAGAAAUACAGGUAAUGCCCGAAUCUGCAAUGGCCUUGUUGUACGUUGCUAAGAAAUACGACAUCCAAGCAUUGACAGACCGCUGCAGGACAUUUCUUGAAAAGAUCAUUGCAGUUGACAAUGUUUGUAUCAUUCUUGAACAAGCUGUGAUGUUCGACGAAAAAGUCUUGAUUCAGCAGUGUCUAACCUUUGUAACAGAUAACAGUGACCAAGUCUUUCGGUCGAACGAAAUCAUGAGUAUUUCUCCAGAAGCUCUUAGAUUGAUACUUCAGGGGGAAAAGGAAAAACAAAAACUACAACCAGAAAAAGUGUAUGCAACGUGUACGGAAUGGGCGAAGCAAUCUUUCACAAAGGCAGGUAAAGAGAAUUUUACUGGUGGGGACCUUAGACAACAACUUGGAGACAUGAUACUUCUUGUCGAUUUUGCUCGAAUGACUUUUGACUCAUAUAUGGACCACGUCGAUGAGGACGAUAUCUUGUCCAAUGUGGAAAAAAUCGAAUGCAUUAGAGGAAUAAGAAAACGAAGAAAAGAGCGGCCUUCUUUCAUAGCAAGAUUCGGAGACAUUAAAUCACCGUGGAGCCAUGGCAAUUUAGCAGAUGGUAUCAGUUUCAGAACGCCAAAUGACGUGAUUUUAUGUAGCGUAGCUCUGUAUCGUCCUUGUAAACCUGGUAACUUAUCAGGCACUCUGGAAAUCCUGGAAGAUCGAGAAAUAGUGUUGACGCAGAAUGUCACUAUUAUGUUUAAGGACAACGAAACGUAUGAAAACAUCAAUCUUGUAAAGGAGAUUACCAUUCGCCAAGGAGUAACCUACUCUGUGCGUCAAACACUCAAAGGGCAAUUGUCCUACUACGGUGUUGAUCAUAAAGAAACAGUGAAAAUUAACGGAAUACUGGUUACAUUCAUGGACCUGAAAGCUGACAAAUUAGUUUAUUCCUCAUCCUUACAAGCACUUCAAAUACAUGGUAUUACGCUCAAAUUAUGAACAUGGAUAUAUGAUUUUAAAAACUAACAUUGCUCUGACAAAAAUGUACAAAGCAUAUUCGAGCAAAUUAUAUCCUUUAUACAUGCAUAAUGAAUAUAUCUAUUUAUAUUGACCCUAUUUCUGUGUUCUGGAGAUAAAACAAAAAUGAGGGACUAAAUGGAAAGGUCAAUGCUAGAGAGUUCUAAGUUCUUCUGUUUCUAACGUCCUUUAUAAUAAUGUUGCUGUCACUCUGCAUAACAGUUAUGUUGAAGAUAGUUAUAAAAUGAAUAUACAGAAUAGAACAGAAUUUAUUACAUGUAAAAUAUACAGUUUGUUUGUGUUUCAUAUACUUGAAUGCAGCGAACAUGGUGUUUAGGUAGUAUGGGGUUAUAGGAAAUACUAAUCAAACAGAGAAAAUAAGAUUUUUGUGUAUUUCAUUUUUCUGUUGAACAGUAUAGAAAAUACAGAUAAGUUUCAGGUGCGAAGAGAUAAUUGGUGAAAAUUUGUUAGUGAGAAAAUUAGCGGUUGGGAAAGUAGGAACAAACCGAUUAAUUAAACAGGACUGGAUUAACUGGUCGUAUUACUGGGUGACGUUUUUUUGGGUUUACGACCAUUGAAUUAUUGGGGUAAAAAAUCGGGUCUGAAAAAAUCGGUCUCAUUAGCGGGUUGGUCGUGAAAACGGGGUGGUCGCAUAUAGGGAUUUUACCGUAUGAACCGAACAUGAUGCUUAGGUUUGCCUGUUUAGUAUGUGUGCUUCUUUGUAUUUUCAUAACUUUAGACGAUAGAAAACAGUGAUUAAUGAUAAGUGUUUGUGUUGCCAAUUUAGUAUUUGCGCUUCAUAUUAUUUCAAUAAUUAUUAACGAUAGAAAAAUGGGGUUAAUGCUGAAUGUUUUGUGUUUUACAUUUAGUAUUUGUGCCUCAUAUAUUUUCAGGCGAUAGAAAUCGUUGUUAAUGAUGAUGUAUAUGUUUCAAGAAUUAUUCAAUUCAGUACGA
Messenger RNA from Mya arenaria, 2275 nucleotides. RefSeq names its product BTB/POZ domain-containing protein 2-like. The coding region runs from base 65 to 1303 and encodes 412 amino acids. Gene Ontology annotation, molecular function: protein binding. Lineage: Eukaryota; Metazoa; Mollusca; Bivalvia; Myida; Myidae. The transcript is spliced from 3 exons. Gene Ontology annotation, biological process: neurogenesis. Gene Ontology annotation, cellular component: cytosol. The record is from RefSeq and is a predicted model, not a curated record.